Messenger RNA from Helicoverpa armigera (cotton bollworm), 13612 nucleotides. It is a transcript of the gene Hml, whose product is annotated as hemocytin. The transcript is spliced from 80 exons. NCBI's taxonomy places the organism in Eukaryota, Metazoa, Arthropoda, Insecta, Lepidoptera, Noctuidae. Gene Ontology annotation, molecular function: protein binding; chitin binding. Gene Ontology annotation, cellular component: extracellular matrix; extracellular region. Bases 103 to 13608 code for a protein of 4501 amino acids. The record is from RefSeq and is a predicted model, not a curated record.
AUAAAACCACCGCAUCACCAUUCUGGAGUCAGUUUGCUCGUGUCAUCGGGCACGACAACUGUUUAUUGGAACUGACUACAUGGAUAGUUUCAAACAGUAAACAUGUAUUUGGUUACUCAGGCGAUUAUUUUACUAUUAGCAACGUAUCUCAGUGACGCUGGGUAUGGGAUACCGGCACCGGCAUCAUCAUAUGGCGAUCAGUAUGGACAAUCCGAUGUGCAAGCUCCAGAUUACGUGCCUCCAUAUUUAAAGAACCAACGAUUUGGAUAUAGUGGUACCAAAACUGGCUACGGUGGUACCAAGACUGGUUACGGUGGUACCAAAACUGGUUAUGGUGGUACCAAAACCGGUUAUGGUGGUACCAAGACCGGUUAUGGUGGAACCAAGAACAGUUAUGGUACUGGCUACGGUGGAACCAAAAAUGCUUAUGGGACGAAAUCGAAAUAUUCGGAGACUAAGACCUGGUAUUCAAAUAAUGGUGGCAUGCCCAACUAUAAUGAAUUCCAGAACAACGCCAAUGCGCCGUACCAGCCUAAAUGCGACAUUGAGUGCAAAAACGGCGGCAUCUGUGUGGACACGAACACGUGCCAAUGUCCGUCGAACUACCGCGGCAAGUAUUGCGAGUUCGCGAAGGUGCCGUGCCUGUCUUACCCACCGCUGCCCAUGAACUCGCAGAGGAAAUGCACGUCUGAACUUUGCACAAUAACGUGCAUGGAAGGCCACAAAUUCAUAGACGGGUCUACGAUAGCCAACAUGCAAUGUAUGGACGGCCAGUGGCAGCCGACUCGAGCUGACUUCUCCACCAUCCCUGAUUGUCUGCCGGAGUGCAGCCCGCCGUGUCAGAAUGGAGGAGUCUGUUUGUCAGUCAAUAUGUGCGAGUGCCCUGCUGACUUUAGAGGACCUCAGUGCCAGUAUUCUGUUUCCGCCUGCGACGUUAGAAAGCUAGCUUUCAACGGCGCGUACGACUGCUUCGGCGACAGCGACUCGUCCAGCUGCGUGCUGACGUGUCCAGCGGGCAGCACGUACAGCUCGCCGCCCGCUGAGCUGUACACGUGCCAGUAUGCUACUGGAGUGUUCGAGCCCCAGCCGAUACCGCAUUGUGUUUAUCCUGAAGUGGUUGUAAUUACACCAGGCAGUCACAGACACAACACUACUUACACGUACUACUCUGAAACGACAAGCGAGCACGGUCACCGAGAGAUGACAAGUGAGAGUCACACGCAUAACACUCACCCUGACGACUCGCUCGACUCGAACUCGCACACGGGUCACGGCAAACAUACCACGUACGGUACGGGACGGCCUAUUGUUGUGGUGCAGGACUUAACCCCUAAAGGGGGAGUUUGUCUGAGCUGGGCUGGAGUGCAUUACAAGACUUUUGAUGGCAAGAUUUAUAGCUUCGAGUCUCCCUGCCAACAUAUCUUGGUUCGCGACGCGAAGAACCACCAGUACUCAGUGGAGGUCAAACAUGGAGUCUGCAAGAACCCUGCGAAAUGUCCCAGUGAACUCACCAUGUAUUUAGAUGACAAGCUUUAUAAUCUGGCUGUUGGAGAGGACGGAUCAGUGCUGUUCCGUAACACCAAGCGUCUGAUCCCGAUGCCGGCGUCUCUCCCGGGUAUCCGGGUGUCCAUGCCCAGCGACUAUGUGAUCGUCAACCUGGAUACUGUCGGAGUCACUAUCAAGUGGGAUACUAAUAACAUCAUCCAAGUAGAAGGGUCAGUUCUCCUAUGGAACAACACAGAAGGUCUCUGCGGCACAUUGGACGGCAACCCGGAGAAUGACUUCAUGACCAGAGAUAAGACGAUAGCUAAGACCAAGUCAGUUCUCGCUUCUUCGUGGCAGGUGCAUAAGAUUGACGAUAUAUGCGACAGCAAGCCGACGGAGACGAGCGCGUGCGCAUCCACCUCCGACGAGGACAUGAAGCGAGCACAGCUCUUCUGUAACAAGAUAUUCUCGCAAAACAAGUUUAGGAAAUGCUCUAAGGUAAUGGAUGUGACCUUGUUGCUGGAGGCUUGUCAAUGGGAUUACUGCGCUUGUACUACGAUUUUAAGUCCCGAGGAAUGUGCCUGCAGCACAGUUUCUGUGUACGCCAAAGAAUGCCUGCGUCAUGGCGUCGAGGAAAUGAAGCAAUGGCGUGAUCCUAACACUUGCCCCAUGCAGUGCCCAGAAGGUAAGAUCUACAAACCAUGCGGGCCCGAUGUGCAGCCAAGCUGUGCGUUUCCCUCCGUCUCCGGGAACAACUCUUGCGUGGAAGGGUGCUUCUGUCCCGAGGGUCUGUUGCUGGAGGAGGGCAAGUGUGUGCCGAAGGCCGAGUGUCCUUGCCGACUCAGGAAUAAGAGCUUCAAGCCGGGAUCUACGAUACGGAAGGACUGUAAUACUUGCACCUGCGAGGCGGGCGAGUGGACAUGCACGGCGAUUGCGUGCGGGGCCCGAUGCAGUGCCAUCGGGGACCCUCACUACAGCACGUUCGACGGACUGCGCUACGACUUCAUGGGGCACUGCACCUACACCAUGCUGCAGGCUGACAACAUUACUGUGGAGGUCGAAAAUGUCGCUUGUUCUGGCGCUGUUACUGAGGCAAUGAACUUAAGCCCCUACAAAGGGGAAGGCAAACCAUCCUGCACUAAAGCGGUAAACUUAAACUAUGAUGGCGCGAAUAUCCACAUGAAGCAAGGAGGUUUCAUACUCGUGAACGGGGGGGAGGUGUCCAGCUUGCCUGUCAUGGUGGGAGAUAUCAGGAUCAGAGCUGCGUCUUCUAUGUUUAUUAUUGUUCAACUGCCGAACAAAGUGGACCUAUGGUGGGAUGGCAACACUCGUGUCUUCAUCGACGUUCCUGCUGAAUUCCAAGGAAAGACUAAGGGUCUCUGCGGUACGUUCAAUCUAAACCAAAAAGACGACUUCCUAACUCCUGAGAAGGACAUAGAGCAGUCAGCUCUAGCGUUCGCCAACAAGUGGAAGACCAGGGAGUUCUGUGCCGACAUCGAUACGAAGGAGCCGGAACAUCCUUGUAAGGCUAACAUGGAGAAUAAAGAAGCUGCUGAGAAGUAUUGUAGCAAGCUCAAGAGUAAGGUGUUUGAAGCGUGUCGUUGGUACGUGGACGUGGAGCCAUACUACGAGUCGUGCGUGUACGACAUGUGUGCAUGCGGCAGUGACGCGUCGCGGUGCCUGUGCCCCGUGCUCGGAGACUACGCGAUGGCCUGCGCCAAGGCUGGCGUGCUCAUACAGUGGCGGUAUGAGGUCAAGGAGUGUGAGGUGCAAUGCACGGGGGGCCAGGAGUACACGGUGUGCGCGGACAGCUGCCUGCGCAAGUGCGCGGACAUGGCGCUGGCGGCCAGCGGCACCUGCACGCCCUGCUGCGUCGAGGGCUGCGCCUGCCCGCCGGGACAGCUCCUAGAUGACAACAACCUUUGCGUCCCGACUGCUCAAUGCCCGUGCUACCACAAGGGGCUGCAGUUCAAUGCCGGGUACAAGGAAGUUAGGGCCGGAAAACGAGAAAGGGAACUAUGCACGUGCGUGGGCGCUCGUUGGGACUGCAUCCCGGCGACUCCGACGGACAUACAGAACUACCCGCCCGCCGAGGACCUGCGCAGCAACUGCAGCGCGUCAAACAAUAUGGAGUUCACCACUUGUGAGAUUGCUGAACCGCUUACCUGCAAGAACAUGCACCUUCCGCCAACAUCAACAACAGCGGAAUGUCGACCCGGCUGCCAAUGCAAGAAGGGCUUCGUGCUAGACACGAUGUCCAAGAAGUGUGUGUCUCCCACCCAGUGCCCCUGUCACCAUGGCGGACGCAGCUACCCUGACGGACACCUCAUGCAGGAGGAGUGUAACACCUGCGAAUGCAAGAGCGGCAACUGGUCAUGUACAACCCGCAAGUGCGCAGGAGUGUGUUCAGUGUGGGGCGACUCGCACGUGGUGACCUUCGACGACACCGACUAUGACUUCGAGGGGGUCUGCACCUAUCUGCUGGCCAAGGGGGUCAUGGACUCCAAGGAUGGAUUUGACGUAGAAAUACAGAACGUGCCAUGCGGUACUACAGGAGCCACCUGCUCGAAGUCAGUAACCCUGAAGGUCGGCAGAGGCGACAGCGAGGAGAUCGUCGCACUCACGAAGGAUUCACCCAUACCUGAUAUAUCGAAACUUAAGAGGAUCAAAAUGCGUAUAGCUGGUGCAUACGUGUUCCUGGAUGUACCGACAUUGGGCAUGAGCCUCCAGUGGGACCGCGGUAUGAGGGUCUAUGUCAAGGUUGACUCCAUCUGGCAAGGAAGGGUGAAAGGUCUAUGCGGUAACUACAACGGCGACAUGAGAGACGACUUCCAGACACCCUCAGGUGGAAUGGCGGAGUCUUCUGCACUUAUAUUCGUGGACUCCUGGAAGUUGAAGCCUACGUGUCCUAAACCACAGAAGCUUAUUGACCACUGCAAACAACGUCCAGAACGCAAGGAAUGGUCAUCAACCAUCUGUAGUCACAUGAAACAGUUCCCCUUCACCCUCUGCCACGCAGAAGUCCCCCCCUCCCCCUACAUCGCUCGCUGUACUCGCGACGCCUGCGCCUGCGACGCGGGCGCCGACUGCGAGUGCGCGUGCACGGCGCUAGCUGCGUACGCGCAUGCUUGUGCUCAUAGGGGAGUGACCUUCAAGUGGAGGAGUCAGGAGUUGUGCCCGAUGCAAUGUGACGAGGAGUGUUCGAACUACGACGCGUGCAUAUCAGCGUGCCCCGUGGAGACGUGCGACAACACCCUGUAUUAUACCGACAUGAAGACCAACUGUGAACAGGAUACGUGUGUUGAAGGUUGCAAACCCAAAAAAUCCUGCCCCGAAGGCCAAGUCUACAAGAACAGCACCCACAAAGAUUGCGUGCCCCGCGCCAAAUGCAAGCCGGUGUGCAUGACCUUACCCGACGGCAGGGAGUUGGCAGAAGGAGACAUUAUAGAGGAGGAUGCUUGUCAUACCUGCCGCUGUUCCAAGAAGCAGAGGAUCUGUACUGGACAGCCUUGUACUACUGUUGAAGUGCCAAUUAAAGAGGCGACAUCACCGAAGCCUCACGACGAGCCCCUGAAGUGUGUGACCGGCUGGACCUCGUGGAUCAACAGGGGACCUCCCGAACUCGGACCCAACGGAGAGUCCAUUGACAACGAGCCGCUGCCGAAACCCAAUGAACUGGCUAUAGGCACCCCAAUGUGCAAAGAAAGCAUGAUGACGAAGAUCGAGUGCCGCACGGUGACAGACCACAAGUCGCCCAAGGAGACAGGCCUGGACGCGGAGUGUAGCCUGCAACGAGGACUCUACUGCAAGGAGGGAGGGGGCAGGAAGUGUGAGGACUUUGAGAUCAGGGUCUACUGUGAAUGUGAAGAACCAUCGAUCUGCGAGAACUCUCUACGUCCAAACGAGCCACACCCGACUGACUGCACGAAGUUCUACGAGUGUGCUCCUGACGGUCCGGUACUGAAGUCAUGCGGGCCCGGCACCUGGUACAAUAACGUCACCAUGGUCUGCGACUGGCCUCAAGCUGUGGCUCUCGUCAGGCCUGAGUGUUUUGUUGUUGGAGAGACCACGACCUCUACGGUAUCUCCCACGACGUCCCGCUGUCCCCCGGGACAGGAGUUCUCUUCCUGCGCGUACCGCUGUGACAGUCUCUGCGAUUACUUCAAGAGGACAGUUUCUCUGCGAUUACUUCAAGAGGACAGUUCUCUAAUAUAUUCACAAUCUUGUGUAGGAGAGACCACGACCUCUACGGUAUCUCCCACGACGUCCCGCUGUCCCCCGGGACAGGAGUUCUCUUCCUGCGCGUACCGCUGUGACAGUCUCUGUGAUUACUUCAAGAGGACAGUGCUGGCUAAGGGACGGUGUAUUGGAGAGAAAUGCAUAGAAGGUUGCAUAGAAAAGCCAUGCGAGGAAGGCUCUUUCUGGCGCGAUGAGAAGACUUGUGUGCCCAAAAAGGAUUGCACCUGCUUCGCUAACGACAAGAUGAUUAAGCCCGGCGGAGUCACAACGGACGGUUGCAUCAAAUGCCAGUGUCUCGACAACGCCAUGCAUUGCGACUCAAGCGACUGUGUCGAAGUCAGUACAUACGUGCCCGUGGGACCCACGCAUCAGCCAAUCAUAGAGCCGUAUAUCGUGCCCUCGCCUGCUACGAAGCCCACGACUACUACAACAACUACGCAGGCUACUACGCCGACUACGGUGACUACGCCAGUUGUGUAUGAGGAGACAAUACCGCCGCCUGAAUGCUCGCCUGAUGACUACAUAGACCUGAUGUUUGGAGACCAGCCACUGCCCGACUCCGCGAUCACAGCAAGUUCUGUCGCUGGCGACAUGUUUAAGCCACAAUACGCUAAGCUCAACGGACGUCCUCUUGCGAACUCUGCUGGCAGCUGGAAUCCGAAGGUCCAAGAUCUGAACCAGUACAUCCAAAUGGAACUGCCGCAACCUCAGCCAAUCUUCGGUGUCAUGAUGCAAGGCAGCCCGAUCUUCAACCAGUACGUCACCACCUACGAAGUUCUAUAUGGAGACGAACCCAAUAACCUGGUGGCUGUAAAGGGACCUGAUGGAAAGCCUAAGGUAUUCCAAGGACCUUUAGACAGCAAAACUCCAAAGAAGCAAAUGAUCGAACCUCCUGUCGAGGCCAAAGUCCUGCGCAUUCACCCUCUCUCCUGGCACGAAGACAUAGCAGUCAGGCUCGAAGUCAUUGGCUGUAAAACUCCUGUAUCUAGCACUGAGGCUCCAAUACCGUCUACUAUAACUCCUGGUACGAAGGCUACGGAGCCUACGACAGUUACUACGAAGGCUACGGAGCCUACGACAGUUACUACGAAGGCUACGGAGCCUACGACAGUUACUACGCCGACUACGCCUACGACACCUACUACGCCGACUACGCCUACGACACCUACUACGCCAACUACGAUUACUACGCCAACAAAAACGACAAUAGCGGCUCCAUUGAUCAUAGUUUCUACGGUGUCUCCACCACCUGUGUGUAAUCCUGAUAGCUAUGUAGAUCUGAUGUGGGGUGACCAGCCAUUACCGGACUCCGCGUUCAGCGCUAGCUCCGUCGCGAACGAUCUAUUUGAACCUCAGUAUGCUAAGCUUAAUGGACACCCUCUUGAUGUCACUGCGGGCAGCUGGAACCCAGCAACCCAAGACACGAACCAGUACAUCCAAGUGGAGUUCCCUCGCCGGGAGCCGGUGUACGGCAUCGUGAUGCAAGGCAGUCCUCUCUUCAACCAGUACGUCACGAGUUACUAUGUGAUGUAUGGUGAUGAUGGGAACACGUUUGCUACUGUUAAUGGACCUGAUGGGAAGCCUAAGGUGUUCCGCGGCCCAGUAGACCACAACAAGCCCAUGAAGCAGAUGAUAGAACCCCCCAUAGAAGCGAAGGUGUACCGCGUGCAGCCUCUCACCUGGCACGAGGAGAUCGCAGUCAGGUUCGAGCUGAUAGGAUGCAGGGAGCCCAGUGCUGAUACUACUGUUACUACUGUCCUGCCACCGGCCAUAAAAUGCCUGGAACCGCUAGGCCUAGCUGCCGACUUACCCAUAGAGAGCAUAGAAGUGAGCUCCAACAACGACGCCAGGAAGUACUUCAAACUCGACGGAGAGAGGGGCUGGAGGCCACUGUAUAGCACGCCGGGAGAAUGGAUCAUGUUCAACUUCACCUCCCCGCGCAACAUCACAGGCAUCAAAACUAAGGGCGGACCUUUAGGCUGGGUCACCACCUACAAGAUCAUGUACACCUCCGAUCUAUCCACCUUCAAUCCCGUGGUGGACGACAACGGGAAUCCCAAGAUAUUCCCCGGGAACUUCGACAAAGAUACCACGGAUGUUACCGAGUUUAAUCCCCCGAUUCAUGCGCAGUAUCUGAAGGUGUUGCCAAUUUCGUGGAAGGAUAAUAUUGAAAUGAGAAUCGAGCCUAUAGGAUGCUUUGAGCCUUAUCCUGUCACAGAGAAACCGUUAGAACCCACAACACCAGGCUACAGACCGAAGAUAGAAACCCCCCCACCAUGUGAGAUGUGUCCUGGCGUGGAGAAGAUCUUCGAGACAUGCGACUGCCAGCCGCCUACGCAGUACUAUGAUGGCGAGAACUGCGUCACCAGGGACCAGUGCUCCUGUGUCGAGUCCUUCAUGACGUACCCAGUAGGGUCUACAUUCCGCGGAUCCAACUGCGACGAGUGCGUGUGCAAGCUGGGCGGCAUCACUGAUUGUACUCCUGUUAAACAAUGCAAGUGUGCACCGGACCUAGUACCGAAACUAUCACCUUCAACCUGCGAGUGCCUCUGCGAGCCUUGCACCAACGGCACGAAGAUCUGCCCCACCAGCAAGCUCUGCCUACCCCUCGACAAGUGGUGCGACGGCCUCCAGGACUGUCCUGAUGAUGAGAAGGAUUGCACCACCAGUACCACGGUCACCACGCCUAGGACUAUGGUUAAAGAGGCUGUGGUGGUGACUACGGAAGCCCCGGCUACGGUAGCAGCUGUUGUAACUACGCUUGCACGGUUCGAUGACGCCAAACGGCUUAGGCAGGCAGCGAGAACGUAUUAUACACAAAUCCGAGGCGACCUUAUUCCUACCUUCCGACAUGCUCCAAUCAAAAUCAAACAGAAAACUAUAUCAGCCCACAAUAAACACUCCAACUCAGUCACUACAAUAAAACCUAAACCGGGUGCUGUCGAAUGCCCGAAGGUGGAAUGUCCCCCUGGGUACAGCGUUUACUACACGACCACGGAGCCCAGUGUCUCCCGACCCUCGUAUGGCGUUGCCACUGAACUGCCUCCUCCAAGACCUAGGUACUCCUACCAGAGGUACUACAGAGGAUCUAAGGGUGGCUACUCGAAGGGUGGAUACUCUAAAGGCGGAUAUGCGAAGAAUGGAUAUUCUAAAGGCGGAUUCUCGAAGGGAGGUUACGGUCUUCCCCCACCACCACGACCAAACCAAGCCUUCUCACUCGACAAACCGGACAUAGUGACUCCCACUCAAGCGCCGAAACAAGAAUGCGCACAAUUCAAGUGUGUGCCGAAAUUACCCCCCUACAAGCCCGGCGGAGUCACUCCGACUCCUGUGUGUUCUGUAGUCACUUGUCCUAGUGGCUAUACUCUGAGAUUGGACUCUGAGGCUUCGGGAUACAGCAAGUGCCCCGUGUACGAAUGCGUGCCGCCUCCGGAACGUCCAGUAUACUGCAACGUGACCGGCCGCACGUUCAACACGUUUGACGGCACCGAGUACAAGUAUGACGCCUGCUUCCACAUCCUGGCGAGAGAGAACAGAUUCGAUGCUUGGACUAUACUCGUACGCAAGAAGUGCCGUCUCGACGGCUGCCAGAACGAACUGAUAAUCCUGCAAGAUGACCAGCUCAUCAUGGUGAAACCCAACAUGAUGAUAGAGUACGACAACUACGAGUAUACCGUCGAGCAGACCAGCAAGAUCUGCUUCCAGAAGAACAGCUUCAAUGUAGGAAGGUUAGGCAACGGCAUCGCCAUCAAGAGUCGGAAGUAUAACUUCACUGUGCUCUAUAAUUCGGAAGGUGAUAUUAAGAUUGGGGUAUUCAAGAGCUACAUGGGUUCAGUGGACGGUCUCUGCGGUACGUUCGACGGCGAGGCUCAGAAUGACCGGCGCUUACCUGACGGACGUCUAGCCACUAGUAUAGACGAGUUCGGCCGCGGCUGGGCCAAGCCCGGCCUGCCGCCUAACGCUUGCCAGACCCAGGUUAUUUCCGAUCAGAAGCAGAAGAAGGCUUGGAAGCUUUGUGAUGUUAUUACCAAUCAGCCAUUCUCCCAAUGUGGCCGCGUACUAAACCUUCACAAAUGGCGCAACAUCUGCUUAGAGAAGAUCUGCUCUUGCUCGGAACUGCUGGUGAACGGCACCCGACGUACUGAGGAGCAGUGCCGCUGCCUGCUGCUGGAGCAGCUCGUGGCCGAGUGCCUCGCUGCCGACAACAACGUGGACCUGUCCAACUGGAGGAUGAUGAUGGACUGCCCGGCCGACUGCCCCCCACCUCUCGUCCAUUACGACUGUUACCGCAAGCAGUGCGAGCCUCGCUGCUCGGAGAUGGGCACAGCCAACGUCGCGUGCGGCACGGAGGACGGACAGUGCUUCCCCGGCUGCUACUGUCCGGAGGGCAAGCUGAGGAAGGGAGACCAGUGUGUGGUGCCUGCUGAUUGUCUUGACUGCACCUGCAACGGCGUAGGAACCCCAGCUAAAUACGUGACCUUCGAAGGAGACGACUUACCCUACCUGGGUAACUGCACAUACCUCGCCUCACGGGACAGAAACGAGACCGGCCAUCAUCAGUAUGAGGUCUACUCGACUAAUGGGCCUUGUGAAGAUAAUGAUGCUGUCGUCUGCACGAAGGUUGUGCAUCUGGUGUACGAGAAGAAGGUCAUCCAUGUUAGCAAGGAUAAGGAUAAUAAUAAGUUGCUCACCACGAUUGAAAACGAAGCAGUAUUCAAGUACCCGGUUAAGAAGGACUGGGUGACCAUCACACAGGAGAACGGACAAGACGUUACCAUUCUGCUUCCUGAUAUACACGUUGAGCUGACAGUCCUCCUAGCCAAGAUGGAAUUCAGGGUUCGAGUACCGUCAUACUUGUACGCGAACAAAACGGAAGGACUUUGUGGCGUAUGCGCCGGGUACCAAGAGAUGCUCGUCACCAGCAAUGGCACCCAAACCGAUGAUUUUGAUGAGUACGGCAAGAGCUGGCAAGCCACCCCGUCAGACCUGCAGACCCUGGACAUAUCAGAGCAGGCGCAGUGCUCGCAGCCGCCGCCGCCGCCCGAGUGCGUGCUGCCCCCACCGGAGUCUAACCCCUGCUAUAAUCUGUACAAUGCUGAUCGGUUUGGAGCUUGUCACGCGCUAGUAGAACCACAAUCAUUCGUAGAGGCUUGUGAAGCGGAUCUAUGCGCAAACGCAACGGACGCCUGCGUCGCGUUAGAGCGAUACGCGGCCGAGUGUCGGCGACAGGGAGUCUGUCUGCAGGACUGGAGGACUGACCUGUGUCCUUAUCCUUGCGCGGAGCCUCUCGUGUACCGCGCGUGCGUGACAUGCGAGCUGACGUGUGAGAACAGUGACGAACUCACCAAGAACCCCGACAAGUGUGACCAACCUGCUGGCGAGGGAUGCUUCUGUCCUGAAGGAAAGGUGAAAGUGAACAACACGUGCAUAGAGCCAACAAAAUGCUUCCCAUGCGACGCCAACAAGGAACACUUCGCUGGUGACCAGUGGCAGGAGGAUGCAUGCACUAAAUGCAGCUGCAGCAAGUUAUCAGGCGAGAACACAGCUCACGUGUCGUGCACUAAGCAGACGUGUGUGGCGCCGCUAUGUGCCGACACCGAGGAUCUUAUCACCAAGCCGGCCAAGCCGGGACAGUGCUGCGCUGAACAUUUAUGUGUACCCAAACCGAAGAAGAACUGUACUGAGGCCAAGAAGAUGGACUGCGGUUUCGGCCAAGUCCUGAAACAGAAGACUACAGCCGACGGAUGCACCGAAUUUGCUUGUGAAUGCAUGCCCACAAGUCAAUGCCCGCCCAUACCUGACGAGAAGGAGGUGGAAGUCUUCGAGCCCGGCAUGGAGCGCGUGGUGGACAACAGUGGCUGCUGUCCAAAGGCCCAGUUCCUGUGCAAACCGGAGACCUGUCCCAAGCCACCGGACUGCCCCAAGUUCCAUGAUCUCAAGACUUACAAUGUGUCUGGGAAGUGCUGUGUCGAGUAUAAGUGUGAACUGCCUAAGGACAAGUGCGUGGUGAAAUUGGAAUGGGAAGCGGCGUCCAAGGGCGGAGAGAAGGCGAGAACCACACCACAGACCAUGUUAAAAGAUAUUGACGCAGUAUGGCUGGACGGUCCAUGCCGCUCCUGCCGCUGCGAGUCGUCGACCCUGGGCACGUCAGCGCGCUGCACGGCCACGGAGUGCCCCAGUGUGGUCAGCACCGAACACUUCGUGCUCGAGCCCCGCCCUGUGCCCUUCCAGUGCUGUCCCAGGGCUGUGCAUGUGGCUUGUAGAGAUGGAGAUGACAUCUAUAAGGUGGGCGAGAACUGGACGUCCCCGCUGAACCCGUGCGAGAGCUACCUGUGCAAGCAGACGGACACGGACGGCAAGCUCGAGAAGAUCACCACCGUGCAGCAGUGUCACACUGACUGUCAGCCGGGCUGGAAGUACUUCCCCGCACCACCUAACAGCAAAGAGUGCUGCGGCAAAUGCGAGCCGGUGGCCUGCGUGGUGGACGGCGUCGAAAGACCUAUAGGAGCCAAGUGGACUUCUUCAGACUUCUGCGCUAACUAUACCUGUGUUAAUGUUGAUGGCACUCUUCAAGUGCAAUCGUCAAACGAGACGUGCGUGGAAGUGUCGGAGGCUACCAGGAAGCAGUUCGUGCUGGACCAGGAGAAGGUGGCCGGCCAGUGCUGUCCUAAGGAGGAACCUGUCGCCUGUAGAGUUGGCAACGCUAUCUAUAAGGAAGGUCAAACCUGGACAUCACCUACCGAACCUUGCAAGAACACGACCUGCGCUCGCGACUACAACGGCAAACUAACCCACAAGGACAGCGUACAAACCUGCGCAGACGCAGCCGGCUGUAAGCGCGGCUGGACAUAUGUACCGCCUGCCCACGGCGUCUGCUGCGGACACUGUGUGCAGACACACUGUGUGGUAGAGGAUAAGGUGGUGGCUCCUGGUACAACCUGGCAGUCUCCGGACAACUGCACGACAUUCACUUGCGACGCGACCGGUGAUGACGUGUUCGUGACGUCAUCGCCGGCCGUCUGCCCCGACGUGUCGGCCUGCAAGCCUGAGCACAUUGUCAACGACACCUGCUGCCGGCUCUGUAAGGAACCGCCUGAGAACUUGAGUAAGUGGAUAUAUUGCAACUAUAUGAACGACAUACACGUGCGACAAUCCGGCGAUGACGUGUUCGUGACGUCAUCGCCGGCCGUGUGCCCCGACGUGUCGGCCUGCAAGCCCGAGUAUAUCGUCAACAACACCUGCUGCCGGCUCUGUAAGGAACCACCUGAGAACUUGAUAAGUGGAUAUAUUGCAACUAUAUAUACGACAUAUACGUGCGACAAGUCCGGCGAUGACGUGUUCGUGACGUCAUCGCCGGCCGUGUGCCCCGACGUGUCGGCCUGCAAGCCCGAGUAUAUCGUCAACGACACCUGCUGCCGGCUCUGUAAGGAACCACCUGAGAACUUGAGUAAAUGCGUGCCGACAACCAUCCCAUCUUCAGAGACGGUGGGUGUAGUGCGAGUCCACGACCAUAGACACGGCCUGUGUGUCAACAAACAACCUAUCAAGGGACUCAAAGAGUGUCGCGGCUCCUGUGACUCGGGCACGCUCUAUAAUAACCAAACCGGUAUCCACGACUCUCGCUGCGAGUGCUGCGCGGCGACAGAGUAUGGCUCCCUGGAUGUAACACUGAGUUGCGAGGACGGCAGCCCGCGCCCGCACAUCCUGGCCUCGCCGCGCGCAUGCGCAUGUACUGCUUGCGGCGCCGGCGCUACGCCGCACUGGCCUUCUAAAGGAGGUUACGCCGGAGUUAAAGUGCCACCAAAAAGACCAUCGUUCGAAGAAGAAGACAUCAUCCCUCAGAUAUACCAACGAUUUGGCUCCUCCCCCCGGCCGAUACGAUAAACUA